Theobroma cacao (cacao) is the source of this 1460-nucleotide messenger RNA. NCBI's taxonomy places the organism in Eukaryota, Viridiplantae, Streptophyta, Magnoliopsida, Malvales, Malvaceae. The record is from RefSeq and is a predicted model, not a curated record.
CUCUCUUUCUCUUCUUCUCUGCCUCCCGAGGCUCAAGCGGCUCCUCUUUUCAGGUGUACACACUUUCAAGCUUCCAACUUUGCCAGAAACUCAAAGCCAGAGGCUUAAGAAUAGACCCAAAAAUAACUCCUUUUUGAGACCCCAUUUCAGUAGUUCAAUACCCUUUUGAAGGUAUAAAGUGAUACAUAGGUGCCUACUAUCAUGUCAUGGUCAAGACUUUCUAGUAGAAUCAGUUUCUUGAAUCAACAAUUUUUGUCUCGUGAAUCAAGGUUUCUUCCUGAUGCCUUAUAUCCAAGAUACAAGUUCUUUGAAGCUUCUAUUGGGUGUGGCAACAAUGCUUGGGGUUCGAUGCCAAGAUGUGACUUUAGCACAAGGCCUUUAACGAAGUCUUUUGAUUUCCAUCCUUAUGGUUCUCAAUGUUUUGGGAGAUUGUCUCCCUUUAGCAUUCAGCGGCAUUAUGCUUCACAUGCUUCCCAUGCUUCCAAAGAGAAAAAAUCCAAAAAGACUCUUUUGUAUCUUACAGCAUUGGUUUUUGCAAUGGUGGGAAGUAGUUAUGCUGCUGUCCCUUUGUACCGAAGAUUUUGCCAGGCUACUGGGUAUGGCGGUACUGUCCAACGCCGUGAGAGUGUUGAAGAGAAGAUUGCUCGGCAUGCAAAAGAUGGGACAGUAGCAACAAGGGAGAUAGUUGUCCAAUUCAAUGCUGAUGUGGCAGAUGGAAUGCCCUGGAAAUUUAUUCCGACUCAAAGAGAGGUGAGAGUCAAGCCUGGAGAAAGUGCCCUUGCAUUUUAUACUGCUGAAAAUCGAAGUUCAACGCCCAUAACUGGUGUCUCUACAUAUAACGUCACCCCUAUGAAGGCUGCAGUUUACUUCAAUAAAAUACAGUGCUUUUGCUUUGAGGAGCAGCGUCUUCUUCCUGGAGAGCAGAUUGACAUGCCUGUUUUCUUCUACAUAGAUCCUGAGUUUGAAACAGAUCCCCGAAUGGAUGGUAUCAACAACCUGAUCUUAUCUUAUACAUUUUUCAAGGUUUCUGAAGAAUAAAUGGGGAACUAAUAAAUUCAUAGUGAAAAUAGAACAUGUUCACAUGAGAAUAAAACUGUUAGGUUCAAGGAACCAAACUUUUUUGUGAUACGAUUAGAUAGGAUCUUGUUUUGUGCACAAGGAGAAACCGGACCCCAUUGAUAUACAGGGAGAAAGAGGACAAGAAACAUAAUUUUGUAGCAAUUCUUUUGGUAGUACCUUCUUCUUUCCACCUCUUUGUGGUGGAAGUCUAUUCUUGGUUUGUGCCAGGUUUGGGCCCUCUUUAGAGGUGCUUUUCCUUCCCCUCCCAAAACAAAACUAACUGCUUGUACCUUAGGUCUAUAUUUUUCCUUUCUCUUGUUAUCAGUUUCGAUUUUCUUUCAAUGUUCCCUAUGCUUAUGUAAUUUGAAGAACUAUUUGCUUAUCAUAACUAUUUGUUUAAA